UUUUUGUCCUCAGUGGCCCCAGUAUCUAGAGGGACAAGAAGUUCUAAGAGGUGCGGAUUUGGGGUCCUGGGUGAAGGUCCCAAAUAUGAAUUUGCCUCCUAAUCCUGUAUCCUAAUUUCUAAAGAACCUGUGGGUUCUUGUGAGGUUAAAGACCUGGGUCUCCAGAAACAAAUCGCAUCCUGAAGAGACCCUUGGGACUUUUGAUCCCUCCCCAGAGUUUCAGUCCCAGAAAGGGGUAGAUCCUGGAACUGCAGGGCAUAGCGUAGGCAUUUUUUGUUUUCCUGUUGCGUAAGGUGCCACUGUAACCGAACUAACCUGAGUUCACUCCUUGGCGAGUGACAGAUGCAAACUACACCAGGUCGAGUCGUACAAAGGAAAAUUUGCAGCAGAUAAGGAGCUCAUGAGGCAUAACUUUCAAAGCCUUGACUCCCUGAGUAAGGUUGAAGGGGUUCCUUUUAUUUAGGGUUAGGAUGAAUAUUUAGAAAGGGGAUCUUUGUCAUUGUAUUGUAGAUGGAGUAAGGUCCUGCAGUCGCCUUAAGGCAACCUACCUAUACUCACACACAUUCUGUGUUAUGUAAAUGGUACUCCUAUUUGAACCAAGAUGUUAGUAUUUUAAUAUGGUGGUUGCCGCACUUCUAGAGGUCACUCCAUGAUCCCGCCUGCUCAGGGUUAAGCUCAAAGUGGUCCUGGCGGUGUUGGGGCAGUUGGUAUUGGGGCAGUCGCUAUCCCUUGACAGGUGAUUCCAAUUUCCAUUUGCCUGCGUUUAGAGAAGCCGGAAAGAGCUUAAGGAAAAAUGUGGGACAGAGAUUGGUGAGUACAAGCUGGUGAACAGUAAAGGUUAGGUGUUAGGGUCUAGCAGGUGACAAAUCCCUCCUCUAGUUUUUUUUUGUUUUUUUGUUUUUUUUUUUUCCUCUUCAUUCUUGAGGGGCACAGGGCAAAGGCCCAUCUUCUGUAGUUGUUUCCUGGUGGACAUGGGCUUGGUCAUUAGGAUUGUUAGUGGAGUAGAAUUUUCCCUUAGCUCAUUUUAGAUAUGUCUGUGGAUCACCAGGUUUAACCUCAAACUACUCAUAUAUUUGUGUUAUGACCGUCUGUAAUUUUUGGCCUUCAUGAAUUUGCGUAUGAAUUGUACCAGCCAGUUAACUGUGCAAGGUCCAAACAGCAGUAAGAGCAGUCGGAUUAUUAGUGGCCACAAGAAAAGGUGAUCAACAAAUUAAGGUAUACAUACCAUGGGUGUCCUGGGUGUGCACAGGCUUUGCAGGCUCUACUAAGGUAAAGCCAGUUAACCAGUUUUGGGCUCCAGGAGACUAGGGUCCAUUCCCUGUAUUACUUCGUGAUUUACUGGAUCUCAGGCCCUCAUCCUCAGUGCCUUGGGUGGCAAAUAAAGCAGUUCCCAAACCCCCUAGGUCUGGCCAGUCCUGUUCAUGCUCUCCAUUUGAUUUUUCCAUGUCCCAGCAGUACUGUGAUAUUUCUUUUCUGCACACUAAUGGGUUUUGUUUGGAGAGCAAUCAUCAUUAACGUCAAAGGUAAAAGGAACUAUAGUUGUUGGGACUUGGCUGUCAUUCCCUAUCUCAGGAGUAUACUUGUAGCAUGGCUUUUGCUUUGAGGUGGAAUUUAAGUAUCAUGUUAUCCUCUCUGCAUCAUUAAUAACUGGAGUAAGGUGGACACUUCGAAUUGCCCUGUGGGAAUGGCUUAGUUGUAUAGCUAUGGAAGGGGGGUUUUCAAAGGAUUUAGGGGAGCUCAUAAUGAAGUUAAUGUUAUGGUCAUUUUUUAUCGGGUGGAACACAGGCCAUACGGUUCUUUAGUUUGUUUCCGUUUGCUAUGAUCCUUCUUAUAUCUACUAGAGAAUUUCGCUCCCAGGGAUGCUUCUCUGUGUUUAUGGCUUUUGACAUCUCUAGCAUAUUGGUGACAAGAACUAAUAUUAAGAGGGUAUUCAUUAUAAAAAUCAGAACAAAGUAGAUUGGGCUAGAUCAUUAAUAAUCACGGAGAUAAUGAUGGUCUAUUAUGGGACCUGACAGCAAACAAUACAGGCUGAAGAAAAAAAAAUUAUUUAGAGUUGGGAAGCCUUUUUCUUUUCUUUUUUAAGUUUAUUUAUUUUAGAGAGCGAGUGAGCGAGGGGUAGAGAGAAGGAGAGAGGGAGGGAGAGAGAAUCCAUGCGGGCUCUGCACUGUCAGUGUGGAGCCUGAAGUGGGCUGGAGCUCACCCGAAGCGGGGCUCAAAUUCUCAAACUAUGAGAGCACAACCUGAGCCGAAGUUGGUCGCUUAUCCGACUCAGCCUCCCAGAUGCCCGGAGAACUCUUAUUCUUUGAGGCUGCACUUAUCUUGUGUUUCUGGAACAGAAGUUUCAGGCCCUCGAGUGGUUCACUGGAGUCUCUGUUGUCAUCUGGCACUGGUAGCGUCUCCUUCUGGGUCUCUGGUGCAGAUGCCUUCUUUACCAUGGUAGAUCUAAGAAUAAGCUCAGAAGAAAGUCCUAUGUUUUCAGGUUAAGGGAGGGUAUUUGAAUAAAUGCUUUCCAUUUCUGGAGGUUAUAGCCCAACGGCCUCUCCUUCAGAAUAGAAUUCAUCCCUCCCAUAUUCUGGGAUUCUUUCUUAGGGUUUCAUCUUACCCUCCACAAAGUAAUUUAUAAUGGUUAGUGGUGACACAAAUGCCACACAACCUCACCCACAAUAUGUAUGAGACUCGGUUGACUUAAAACCAGGCUCACAAGGAGAGAAAGUUAAUGCUAAGGCGUCUAAGUGGGUGUGGGUAGUUGUGCCUUACAGAGUAGCGGCUGGGGCACAGGCUGCCUCUUCCAUCCCCUCAGUGUCCAGGUGGUCCCAAAGGAUUUAUUGGCAGAGUGACUCAGGGAGAACCUGGUUUAGAUUCAAUAACUCAAGGCACACUUCCCUUUUUAAGAGGAAAAACAGAGCAGUACAGGUGUCCCCAACAGACAGAUCAAACAGGUCAAACGGGUAAGAUGGAGAUAUCCUUUACCAUGACUGAUUCUAGACUAGUCUCAGUUGGGCCACUUUUUCGUUUGCGAGGCUGAGGCACUCAGUCUCUGAGUGGCCAGGUCUUGUCCUGUGCCACUCAGGGAUGUCUGCACCUGACUGUAAUUGAGUGUUCAGUCCCCCAGAGUGUUUACUGGAGAGGCCCUGUUCUUAACUGACUGCCGGCCUGCCAGGCUUUGUGAGACAACUCCAAGAAGAUACUCUUCUAGUCACACCAUAGGAUCCAUACCACCUACCUACCUCUGUGGAGAGAUUUCAGAGCAAGGGGCUCAGAGCAGCCACAGUUCCUUCAAGGGGUCAGCAGCAUCAGUCCAGAGGCACAGACCGCACAAAGGGAGAGUCCCCUCCAAGAAUUCCUCUCCCAGUCCCCAGUGUGGAUGCGUGAGCCUGGAUGAACCGCUGCCAACUGCUCCAUCGGUGGGGUACCAGUUGUAUCUGCACAGGACUCUAUGCUUUUGUAAGAACGGCAGAAAAUGGACAAAUCCCAGGGGUCACUGUCAUUUGGGGAUGUGACUGUGGACUUCUCCUGGGAGGAGUGGCAGUGCCUGAACCCUGCUCAGAGGACCCUGUACAGGGACGUGAUGCUGGAGAACUACCACAACUUUGUCUCAUUGGGGUUUCUCAUUAACAAGCCAGAGGUGAUCUUCAGAUUGGAGGAAGGGGAAGAGCCAUGGAUAGUAAAGGAAGAAUUUCUGUACCAGAACUACCCAGAAGACAACAAAGCUCAUUACCUAACAGAGAGAAUCCAGGAAAACCAAGACAAAUAUUUGCCACAAGUUGCAUUUAAGAACAAAACACUGGCCUCAGAAAAAGUUCAUGCUUUAAGAAAACCAUCUAAUAUGAGUGCAAACUUUGUUCCUUCAAGAAAAAUGUCCUGUAAAUACGACUUACAUGGAGUGAGUUUGAAAAAUAUUUUAAUAUCAAUUGGUAGUAAUAGAAAUUCUUCAAGAAAAAAAUAUGGCAUUUUAAAUGUAUAUGAGAAAUUACUUGAUAUUAAGCAGGAAAAAGCUCAUGCUCAAGAGAUUUCUUGUGAAAAUAAUCAGAAUGAGAAAACCUUUGGCCAUAAAAAUGGUAUUAUUCAGCACCUAAAUACUCAGACUUCAGAGGAGACUUUAAAAUAUAAUGAUGGUGGAAAACCCUUAGGAGAAAAGACCAUAAUAAUUCCACACAGGCAAAAUGACAUAGGAGAGAAACUCUGUGAAUAUAAGGAACAUGGGGAAACCUGUGAGAUACCACCUCUGUUGAAAUGUCAUGCGGUCUACACAGAAAUAAAACAAUCCAAAAGCAAUCAAAUGGAAAAUAAUUUCAGUAAGAUGUCACACUUCACUCAAGUUCAGAAAAGCCAGAGAGGUGAGUGUCUAUUCAAAUGUAAUGAAUGUGGGCAAACAUUCAACUACAAGUCAAAUCUCACAGCGCAUCAGAGAACACACACGGGAGAGGAACGCUAUCAACUUAAUUCACGUAGGAAGACCAGUCACAAAUCAGUUCUCACAGACCAUUGGAGGACACAUACAGGGGAGAAACUUUAUAAAUGUAGUGAAUGUGGGAAGUCCUUUUACAAGAAGUCAUCCCUCAUUCGACAUGAGAGAACAUACACGAGGGGGAAGCCCCAUGAAUGUAAUGAAAGUGGGAAAACUUUCACCUUCGCUCAACAUCAGAGAACUCCUACAGGAGAGAAACGCUUUCAGUGUAAUGAAGACAGUACAACUUUCUGUCGGCAGUCAGACAUAAAGAGACAUCAGAGGAUUCACACAGGGGAGAAACGCUUUCAAUGUAAUGAAUGUGGUAAAACUUUCCAUUGGCAAUCAGACAUUAAGCUACAUCAGAGAACUCACACAGGAGAGAAACCCUUUCACUGUAACAAGUGUGGUAAAACUUUCUAUCGGCAGUCAGAUGUUAAUGCACAUCAGCGAAUUCACACAGGAGAGAAACGCUUUCAGUGUCAUCAGUGUGGUAAAACUUUCUAUUGGCAGUCAGACGUGCAUGCACAUCAGAGAACUCACACAGGAGAGAAACCCUUUCAAUGUAACAAAUGUGGUAAAUCUUUCCACAGGCAGGCAGACGUUAAUGUUCAUCAGAGAACUCACACGGGAGAGAAACGCUUUCGAUGUAAUGAAUGUGGAAAAACUUUCUACCGGCAGUCAGACGUUAAUGCACAUCAGAGAAUUCACACAGGAGAGAAACCCUUUCAAUGCCAUCAGUGUGGUAAAACUUUCUAUCGGCAGGCGGACGUUAACGUGCAUCAGAGAACUCACACGGGAGAGAAGCGCUUUCGAUGUAAUGAAUGUGGUAAAACUUUCUACCGGCAGUCAGAAGUUAACGUGCAUCAGAGAACUCACACGGGAGAGAAGCCCUUCCAGUGUAAUGAAUGUGGUAAAGCUUUCUACCGGCAGUCCGAUGUCAAUGCACAUCAGAGAAUUCACACAGGAGAGAAACCUUAUAGAUGUAACGAAUGUGGGAAAUGUUUUUACGAGAAGUCAUCCCUCGCUCGACAUGAGAGAACUCACACGGGAGAAAAACCCUAUGAAUGCCAGGAGUGUAGGAGGACUUUCUGCCAGAGGUCAGCCCUCACCCAACAUCAGAGAACUCACACGGGAGACAGACCCUUUCAUUGUAAUGUGUGUGGCAGAACUUACCGCCAUCUCUCAGCUUUCAAUGUACAUCGGAGAACUCACACAGGAGAGAAACCCUUUCAGUGUAUUGAAUGUGAGAAAUCUUUUCUUACGAAGUCGACUCUUAUUAAUCAUCAGAGGACUCACACAGGGGAAAAGCCCUAUGAAUGUAACGAAUGUGGGAAGAGUUUCCGUCAUAAAUCUACCCUCACUACCCAUCUGAGAACUCACUCAGGAGAGAAACCUUAUAAAUGUUGUGAAUGUGGAAAAGCUUUCGGGCGGAAAUCAGCCCUUACAAAUCAUCAAGGAAUUCACGUAGGGUAGGAACCCUAUAGCAGAAAUGUGCUAUGUUUUUCCCAAUACCCAUUUCUCUUUCUUUACGGUUACACAACUAGUCCAGAUUUGCUAGCCUGUCUUCCAUACACAUGAGGCCACAUGACCUGUGACUCACAAUAUGGGCACAAAUUCCAAGCCUGUAAAAGACCUCAUUUGGAAUUUUUCCUACUUUCGUUUUUCUUUCCUUAUCAGGGGGUAAUGGAGAUAUCCUCAGGACAACGUGGAAGCUAGUCAUUAGAGAUUACAGAUUCUUGAGUUGGAAGAAACCAGGGUCCUGGGCAGAGUUUUGCCUUCACUAACAGCACUUCAUAAGUCUUGUCAUAGACGAGAAAUAAUUUUUUUUUCAGCCAUUACGUGUUUAGAGCUUUCUGUUGUCAUAGUGUAUGCUAGCCAUGCUGUAUCCCAUCCAUCCUGUGAAUCUAAUGAAGGUAUGAGAAGCACUGUAGGUCAGAGAAUUCAUUAGGGGAGAAACUGCUCUCAAUAUCCUGCAUUUUAAUAAACCUUUCUCAACAAGCCAAACAUUUUAUAAAUCAGAAACUUACAGUGGAAAACCCCAAAAAUGAAUGUAGGAAAACUUUCACAGUCUGAUUGUCCAGUAGAUAAUUGAGAGUAGAAUAAAGCUAACAACAUGAAAAACAUUUCAAGAUUUAUAUAUCAGAAUACGUAACAAAAGAAAAUUGUCAGUUUAGGAAACAUCCUUACCUAGAAAUGAUUUUAUUCUAGAAGCGAUGUUUCGGAUGCAGUAUUAAAUAACUUACGAAUAAUAUGACACAGGAUGUUUAUUUAAUGGUCUUGCUCAUCAAGGAACACAUCGCUUUGAGAAAGGCGCGAGUGAGUUGAGUCAGAGCAGCGGCAUUCAAUGUAUAUGAGUAGCGUCUGUGCUAGGUCAGGCUUGCACACGACAGUGCUCUUUAACAGCUGUUUUCUGUAUCCUUGAUUUUUGUUUUGUACUCACAGUAGUUACAGUAGGAGCAUUGCACCCUUAUCUAAGUAACUUUUGUAACGUACACUAGGAUUUCUGACACUAAAUACUAUUGUUGUCCCAUCACAUAUUUACACCACAACAUAUAUGAAUUUUAAAAGGAACAUUGAAUGCGUGAAUGUCAUAUGUGUUUUCUGCUUUUUGGUGGCAUAUAUAGCUCCAUAUAGACAUUGUGAAGAAACUGUCGUUUUAGUAAAUCACCCACAACAUUUAACAAAGUCAAGAUUUGUUUGAAAUCUGCAACGAUUCAGCACACAGUUGUUUAUGAUACACAUGAGUUAAUUUUCAAAGGUGGCCUUGAACAUUAGUACUUCGUACGCUGUAUGGAUUGAAAGCAGGGCCCAUUGAAGACAUUUCCCCCAUUUUUGUGUUUUCCAAAGGGUACGUUUAUGUAAGUUUAAGUGCAAAGUGCAGAUAUUAAUGUGGGCACAGAACUCUCUGCGUUUGUAUUUUUUUGUGGUAGGCUGCACGUUUCCACCCUAGAAUUAUGCGUGGUUUCUGCAAACUGUUCUAUGCCCGUCACUUACUAUCUGAGUGACCUGUGUAGUGAUUUAAUCUUUCUGCUUCAAUUUUAUUAUCUACCUCACAGAUAGUGAACAGUUUGGGUUGAUGUUUUCUGUUAUUAGAGCCAAAGGCAGUUAUGUUUAGAACUUGAACAUUGGAAGUAAAAUAGUCAUUCCAUAGUAUGAAGUGUAUUUCUGCUUCUUGAGUUGAUACAAGAAGAUUCUUUUCAGAGCUUUGUGUUUUGUCAGGUUUGUCUUUAAAAUAUAUGAAACAAAUGUGUUUAGAAUAAACAGAAUAAUCUAUUGA
Acinonyx jubatus (cheetah) is the source of this 7727-nucleotide messenger RNA. Its product is annotated as zinc finger protein 25-like. Gene Ontology annotation, biological process: negative regulation of transcription by RNA polymerase II. Lineage: Eukaryota; Metazoa; Chordata; Mammalia; Carnivora; Felidae. Gene Ontology annotation, molecular function: DNA-binding transcription repressor activity, RNA polymerase II-specific. The record is from RefSeq and is a predicted model, not a curated record. The transcript has 6 exons. Bases 3461 to 5923 code for a protein of 820 amino acids.